ACGCCACAGUCAGCUCUCAGGAAAGUGUCAGACACUCACAUCAGAGCACAUUUACAUUGAGUUACAAUGAGCAACAAUAGCACCUGUUCAACUUAUGAAGUGGACAAGCUCGUACAGUCAUUGGAGCUGGCCAUCUACGUGCCCAUCUUUGUGUUUGGCAUCAUCCUAAAUGCCAUUGCGAUUUGUGUGUUCUGCUUUGUUUUUAAAAAAUGGACUGAAUCCACCAUCUACAUGAUCAACUUGGCAGUAAUGGAUCUGCUCUUGUUGCUUCAGCUGCCCUUUAAGAUGCACGCGACAAACAACGAGUGGUCAGCAAACAAAAAACAUUUCUGCUCUUUCCUGGAAAGCCUGUAUUUCAUGGCCAUGUAUGGGAGCAUUUACAUUAUCAUGUUCAUAUCUAUGGAUCGCUACAUAGGCAUAUGCCUCCCAUUCCACGCAAAGAACCUGCGUUCCAAGAAAAAUGUACGGAUUGUGUGUUUGGUAAUUUGGGUGUUUGUGAUAGCAGUGACUGCUCCAGUUUACACAUUCCAUGAAGAGGAUGAAAAGAGGAAUGAUUUCCACUGCUUCCAUGGCUUUUCAAAUAAAGCAUGGCACCCGGUGCUUAUUGUAUGUUUGGAAGUAUUUGGCUUCCUGCUGCCUGCUCUUGUGCUAAUAUAUUGCUCAGCAAAGUGUAUCCAUACCCUGCGUAAUCCAAACUUCACAAAAACUCGUGACAAACAAUCUGGUGUCUGGGUCAUUUACAGCAGCCUGUGUGCAUUCCUGGUGCCCUUCACACCAUGCCAUAUUGCAAUCUUUCUCCAAUUCCUGGUGCACAGAUCUAUCAUCUCUGAGUGUGACGUCAUGAGAAAGAUCUCCCUGUUUUUACAGUUGUCUCUGCACCUGGCCAAUAUAACAUGCUGCCUGGACGCCAUAUUCUACUACUUUGUAGCCAAAGAGGUACGGGCAAGUAAGGACAGAUUUAGGAUGUCCAUCACUAGGAUUAGAAGUGUGAGUGCCUCAGACGCUUAAGACACUUAUGAAAGAAAGUGUGGAAUUUUUUUGUUGUGGAUUGUUAAAACAUGAUCAUGUUUACUAAGACUCAUUAUUGUUACAGUAAUCUGUGUAAUUUAGUGUGCCUCAGAGGCAGAAGAUAAAUGGUCAGUUUACAAAAAUGACUUUUAGAAAGAAGCUGCCAUGGAUCGUUUGAUUAAGUGUGGAGGUUGGCAAGCUGAAGACAGACUUUAGUGUUGGGUUAACAAAAACAGUGAUGCUUAUCAAGACACAUUUACUCAUUUUUAACUCCUCUGUUUUAUAUACGGUAUACCUCAGAUGUGUAAGAUAGAAAAAGGAUUCUAGUCUGAGUCACCUCGGCAGGCUGUCAAAGGUGGUUCUCACGCAAACAGGAGCGUGCCGAGCUGAACAGAGAGUUCAGAAAUGAGUUUUCAGAAGUUCGUGAGAUUUAUCUUGACCAAUUACUUAUAGCACCAUUUUGUUAAACUAAUCUGUUUUAUAUACUGUGUGUCAUAGGGACAUGAACUCUGUUCAUGAGAAGUUUAAUAUAUAUUCAGCAAUAAAUAUUUAAUUGGGGAAAGGGCUGAGAAUCACAGAGGAUACCGCUACCAGCCUUCUUUAGCUGGGUGAAGGAGUGGGCACAGGCAGCAUGCCUGGCAGUUUCAUUCUGCCUCAGAAAUGUUUCUCUUUCUGCAACAAUUCACAUGCUUACUGUACAUCAUAUCCUAUAGAAAAGCAUUAUUUAAAAGUAAAGCUUGUUAUUUCUUGUGUUUUUCUAAUAUAAAUUUUAUCUGUUUAAUAUAGUCUUGUCUUUUUUUAUUAUUAUUAUUACAUUUGAGGUGUGAUAUGUAUGUAAAAUAGAGUAUUAGGGUAAUACCUAAGCAGUAACAGAAUAAUAAUUUGUGUAACCUUUUUCUUUAAUAUUUUUGUUGCUGGAUAAUAAUUUUCAAAGAUCUCUUCACAUAAUGGUAACAUUUAUGGUGAGAUUUUUUUAUUUUUUAUUUUUUUUUAGGUCUUAGCGGCACUGACAAUAAUUGUUUUACAACCAAGUAAUCAAACGUUUUACGGGAAUUAAAACUAUAAAAGCA
This is a messenger RNA of Ictalurus furcatus (blue catfish), 2078 nucleotides long. RefSeq names its product G-protein coupled receptor 55. The record is from RefSeq and is a predicted model, not a curated record. Gene Ontology annotation, molecular function: G protein-coupled receptor activity. Gene Ontology annotation, biological process: phospholipase C-activating G protein-coupled receptor signaling pathway; positive regulation of Rho protein signal transduction. The transcript has 2 exons. Gene Ontology annotation, cellular component: membrane. Bases 67 to 1008 code for a protein of 313 amino acids. NCBI's taxonomy places the organism in Eukaryota, Metazoa, Chordata, Actinopteri, Siluriformes, Ictaluridae.